CUUUUCUUCUCUUCCACCAUGUCUCGCAAAUCAAGGGCCGCAUAUACGAGGAUUCUGCCUGCAUCGCUCCCUCCUCUUGACCAAAUUCCUCUAGAUAUUGUGAUCUUUAUUCUCCAACAUUGUUCGCCAUUCGACCUGGCGCAGCUUUCGUUGGCAACCAAGUCAUUCAGAAGAAUAUUAACUGGGCAUCCGUCACUUUGGAAGCAUGCUCAGCUCCAAACUUCGCGCGGAACCUGUCCCUUGCUUCCCGAGUGUCCCCCAGAGUCGUUCACCCAUGAAGCCUAUGCAGCAUUCAUUUUUGGUGGUGGACACUGCAGUCAUUGCUCAAAGUUGACCAAUCACCUCCCGUUUUUGUCUUUAUUUAGGUUCCGCUCUUGCUCUCAACAGUGUAAAUCUGCGCUCAUGUCAGAAGAAAGGAUGUUCACCGAUUGGGGGGACAUCAAUCAAACUGCAUUCUGGAGCCCGUGGCUUCCUCAUUUUCACUCUCAGGUCUUGGGCAAGACGUACCGCGUAUAUGACCGCCAAGCUAUCGCCCUUGCUUGGAGAGAACUGCAAGAUGCGACCGCCUUUACUGCUGGUUUAGCACGCCCUUUUCCAAAUGAAUUUCCUGCUAGGUCAACAGACGAAUUGGGAUUGAUCCACGCCAAACGUGAACAAGCUCUUGCAUCAUUAACGCUGAAUGCGCAACUUGUCACCGAAUGGGCCGAACAUUAUCUUGUAGAAAAGCGUCGAAUGCGAGAAACUAACCUGGCCUUUAUCAAGCUUGUUGCUAACUGCGACAAUGUAUCUGUUCGUCAAGUGCUCGAAUGUUCCGGAUUCCAACGCAUUUUUGCGGCAUUCAAUCGUGACUUGGAAAAGUUGACCUUCACAGUUUGGAUGGAACAUCGUUAUGCAGUUUUAACCGAGAUAAACGGCAUUCGGUUCGGCCGUCAGAAGGCUCUUGUGGACCAGGUCGAAUGUCCGCAUUGUCAACAGUCAUUUGGUGUCGAGGCGCUUUCAGUUCAUACCGUUGCAAAGCACAGCGAUGUUGAUCCAGACCUUUUGCCGAUCCGACCUCCAUUCAUGAUGGGUAAAAAGCAUUGCCGAGAUUGUCCCAAGUCGGAUCGUGUCUAUACCGGACAAGGCUUACGUGCUCACCAACGGGCAAAGCAUCCAUAA
Messenger RNA from Mycena indigotica, 1158 nucleotides. RefSeq lists its product as uncharacterized. The coding region runs from base 19 to 1158 and encodes 379 amino acids. The transcript is spliced from 11 exons. NCBI's taxonomy places the organism in Eukaryota, Fungi, Basidiomycota, Agaricomycetes, Agaricales, Mycenaceae. The record is from RefSeq and is a predicted model, not a curated record. Gene Ontology annotation, molecular function: protein binding.